This is a messenger RNA of Rhinolophus ferrumequinum (greater horseshoe bat), 5329 nucleotides long. RefSeq names its product synemin (gene SYNM). The transcript has 4 exons. The coding region runs from base 126 to 4793 and encodes 1555 amino acids. Gene Ontology annotation, molecular function: structural constituent of muscle; vinculin binding; structural constituent of cytoskeleton. Gene Ontology annotation, cellular component: sarcolemma; intermediate filament; costamere. Lineage: Eukaryota; Metazoa; Chordata; Mammalia; Chiroptera; Rhinolophidae. The record is from RefSeq and is a predicted model, not a curated record. Gene Ontology annotation, biological process: intermediate filament cytoskeleton organization; fast-twitch skeletal muscle fiber contraction.
GCCGCGGCGGGUGGCAGUCUGCGGGACUCCCGGGCGGCGGCGGGGCCGGAGCGGGCGCGGCGGAGGGGACAAGACCAGGGAAGGCGGGGACCGACCGGGCGGCAGCGUCCCGAACACUCAGCACGAUGCUGUCCUGGCGGCUGCACACAGGCUCCGAAAAGGCCGAGCUGCAGGAGCUCAAUGCCCGGCUCUCCGAGUACGUGUGCCGGGUGCGGGAGCUGGAGCGCGAAAACCUGCUCCUGGAGGAGGAGUUGCGCGGCCGGCGCAGGAAGGAGGGCCUGGGGGCCCAGGGCCAGGCCCGCUGGGCCGAGGAGGCGCGCGGCUUGCGGCAGCAGCUGGACGAGCUGAGCUGGGCCACGGCGCUGGCCGAGGGCGAGCGCGACGCGCUGCGGCAGGAGCUGCGGGAGCUGCAGCUGCUGGGCGAGGAGGAGCGCGCCGCCCGCGGCCGCCUGGACGCCGAGCUGGGCGUGCAGCGACGCGAGCUGCAGGAGGCGCUGGGCGCGCGCGCCGCCCUCGAGGCGAUGCUGGGCCGGCUGCAGGCCGAGCGCCGCGGCCUCGACGCGGCCCACGAGCGCGAAGUGCGGGAGCUGCGCGCCCGCGCCGCCAGCUUGACCCUGCACUACCGCGCCCGCACCACCGGCCCCGCCGCGCCCCCGCCGCGCCUGCGGGAGGUGCACGACAGCUACGCCUUGCUGGUGGCCGAGUCGUGGCGGGACUCCGUGCAGCUUUACGAGGACGAGGUGCGCGAGCUGGAGGCGGCCCUGCGGCACGGCCAGGAGAGCCGGCUCCAGGCCGAGGAGGAGACGCGCCUGUGCGCGCAGGAGGCGGAGGCGCUGCAGCGCCAGGCGCUCGAGCUGGAGCAGCUGCGCGUGCUGCUGGAGGAUGAGCUGCUGCGGAAGCGCGAGGCCUAUGAGCUGCAGGCCGAGGAACGGCAGAAUGUGCUCGCUUGCCUGGAGGAGGAGAAGGCGGCCCUCACCUUGACCAUGGCCGACCGGCUGCGAGACUAUCAGGAACUCCUGCAGGUGAAGACCGGCCUCAGCCUGGAGGUGGCAACCUACAGAGCCUUACUGGAAGGAGAAAGUAAUCCAGAGGUGUUGAUCUUAACUGAGCGCAUUGAAAACCUGCCACAAGAAUUCAGAAACACGUCCUAUCACUAUACCAACUCGGUAUUGCAGAGGGAAAAUGAAAGGAAUCGGUUCCUGAGGCAGAAACCACCUUCGGGAAGAUUCCGGCACAGCUCGGCACUGCCUUCUAACCUGUGGGCACACCGUGCGUCACACGCUAGAAACGUUGCCAGGAGAAGCUUCCUGGGCUCAGAAUAUCCUUCCUUUACCACCACCCGGCGGGAAAAUGCUUACGAAAAAACCACCAGCAGUCCAGCCAACUUCAGAACUUUCUCUCCCAGCCAUGGGCUUUUAAGAAAUACUGAAGUGCAACUGAAAACAUUCCCCAGUAGACCAAGAACUGAAGGUACAAGGGACGCCCCCGCUCGUGUCACCAGACAGUCCUCCUUUGCCCAGGAGUCCUACCGAGAACGCCAGGACAAUGUGGUGGCAGGUGCUUCCGAAAGCACUUGGUCAAAUGAGAGGACUGUCAUUUUGGGAAAGAAAACAGAAGCUAAAGCCACGAGGGAGCAGGAGAGAAACAGAGCGGGCACUGUGCAAGCAAAGCGAGAAGAGAAAAUGUUUGAUUCUAAGGAGAAGGCUUCAGAGGAGAGAAACUUAAGGUGGGAAGAACUAACCAAGUUAGAUAAAGAAGCGAGAAAGAGAGAGAGCCAGCAAAUGAGGGAAAAGGUGGAGGAGAAGGAGCCAUCGAAGGAGAAAAGCGUGAGAGAAAGAGAGGUACCGAUCCGUCUGGAAGUAUCCCAGGACAGCACACCAGAGGGGGCCCCCAAAGGUUUCCAGACGCCCCUAAAGAAAGAUGCGGGUGGUGAUCCAGCUAAAAGGGUGGAAAGGAGAGAGGCAAGACUCAGGUGGGAUACCAGGGACGCCACAGGCUUUCUGAAAGGUGAUUCCAUGACCGAAGCCAUAGCAGAAGAUAUAGUGUCUGGUAUCUUGAAGCAGCUUUCCCCGUCUCCUGAUACAGAAGCACCUGCUGAUUCUUUUCCAGACACGAGAGUCACUUAUGUGGGCAGGACGGAGCUUCCUGGGGACAAGAAAACAAAGACGGAGAUCGUCGUGGAGUCGAAACUGACCGAGGAAGUCGAUGUUUCAGAGGAAGCUGGCCAGGACUACCUUUUGAGCAUGAAUGUACGGGAGAAGGUGGGGCUGAAAGGGAAAUCCACCGAGCAGACGAUUGGAGACCUAAUCAGUCUCGGCCUGAAAGGAAGACAGGGGACAGCGAAGGUGGUCAACGUGGAGAUCAUCGAAGAGCCCCUGAGCUACGUGGGUGGCGAGAAGGCUGGUGAGUUUUCUACCCCAUUCCACGUGCAGGAGGUGGACGACAUGUCUCCGGGCUCCCAGGGGCUGGCUGAGGAGGCAGGGUAUGGAGAGAGAGAGGUCACGUUCUCGGUUCAUCAACGUAAGGAGACGGAGCUGCCCCAAGAGAACGUAAGUCACGUGGAAGAAGUGACGGAUGCAGGUGACUCAGAGGGAGAGCAGAGCUAUUUUGUGUCAACGCCAGAUGAAUGCCCCGAGCAUGACAUCGGACACGACAGGGAUGAAGGCUCAGUGUACGGGCAGGUCCACAUCGAAGAAGAAUCCACCAUCAGAUACUCUUGGCAAGACGAAAUUGUGCCGGGGUCACGGAGAAGAAUAAGGGGGGGUGAUGCAUUGGGAGAGAAGGUUGUGAAGCCGCUGGACAUUCCAGAACCCUCUCUGGAGGGCGAUGUGGGUUCUCCUCACUGGAAAGAACAAGCUAGAAGUGGCGAAUUUCAUGCAGAAGCCACAGUCAUUGAAAAGGAAAUUAAAAUACCACACGAAUUCCACACCUCCGUGAGGAGAGACUCCAAGGAGCCCCGACACCAGCUGGUGGAGGUUAUCGGACAGCUGGAGGACAGCCUCCCAGAGCGCUUGAAGGAGGAGCUGUCUGCCCUCACCAAAGAGGGUCAGAGCGGCUCAGGGAACGUUUCCGUGGAUGUGAAGAAAGUCCAGACCUCGGGCGAUGGCGCCAUGACCUUGGUUGCUGAAGUCAACCUCUCGGAAACUGUGGAUGCAGAUCAGUUAGAUCUGGAGUUGCUGAGCAAAGGUGAAGCCAGUGAAAUAGAGAAAGCGGUGGAGUCGGUGGUGCGAGAUGCUGUGGCCAGGCGGUAUAGCCCAGCGCCUGGGAGCCCAGACAGGGAAGCUUCAGGGCCAGCCCCAGUGGCCGGCUUUGGCUUUAAGCGCUGGGCCACCCAGGAACUGUACAGACCCUGUGCUGAGGAUGACGACGCUGCCUGGGCCUCUCACAGCACACACAGGGUCACUUCCCAGGGUCCGGUGUCAGCCACUGUGGAGGUCACCAGCCCAACGGGCUUUGCCCAGUCCCACGUGCUAGAGGACGUAAGCCAGUCUGUAAGACACAUUAAAAUAGACACCCCUGGAAUUUGGAGGACUGAGCGAGUCCCACGCGAAGGACCCACUGCAGAAGUGGUGGAGGUAAGUGGGGAAGGUGCCCCGAGUCAGGCAGCGAGCUCAGUGGGAGCCAGCUGGUCUGUGAGGCACUUUACAUUGGGUCCUGAUCAAAGUCAAGUGUCCAAAGAAAUCUCUGAAGGGCCUAUCCCUGGCUGUCGGGAGGUGGGGGGCACGGCAGAGCCUGGCCCAGCAGAGCUCUCCACCGAUACUGACAGACUGGGGGGCCACAGCGUGUUUGGCUCCAAACAAUUUCAUGCAACAAGGGAAAUGAUUUUUCAGAGCUCCGUUUCUGGGGCAGGGAAGGUUGGUGAUUCUUGUCAAACAGAAGAGUCAGUGGGUACCCAGACUUCUGUAAAGCACCUUCAGUUGGGUCCCAGAGAGGGGUUCAGUGCGCAAAUCCAGUUCACAGCCCCCCUCUCAGACACAGUGGAGUCAGGGGUCAGAGGAGCUUCUGUGCACCCCAAAGAGAGGGCAGAGAAUGGCACACCCGUCAGGCACGUGACAAUCGGGCCUCAGAGGCUUCAGACCACAGAGCAGACAGGUCCCCAACCCAGGGAAUUUGGCGACUCUGGAAGCAGGGCCCAUGGAGCGGGCUCAGCAGACAUGACCCAGGGCACUCGUAGUUACACCUGGAGUAGGAAAGUCCUAACGACUGACGAGAGCACCUUCCGAGGGGCCAUUUCUCAAUCUCCCCAGGAGGCAAGUGGGGGAGACGUGUCAGGGGCAGAAGCCACACUGGGCACGAGCAGAUCCUUUAGGCAUAUUCAACUAGGUCCUGGGGAAACCCAAACCUCUGAACACAUCGUCUUCCAUGGGCCCAUUUCCAAAACAUUUGCCCUUGCUGGUUCGGUAGACUCCCCUGAGCUUGGCGAGCCAGCAGACGGCAGCACAACGCUAAGGCACGUUGCACUGGGGCCCAAAGACACUUCGUUUACCUUUCAGAUGGACGUGAGUAACGUAGAGGUGGCCCCCAGCUGGACCCGAGAGGCCACCGUCCUCUUCCCCGCAGGGACGGAAGCAGAAGCUCGUAGCGUGUCUGACAGUGGGACCUGGAGAGACCCUGGCGGUAGGAAUGACCGGGCAGCCAGCAUGAGCUUUCAGGGCAAGGAGCAAGCUGAGUUUGAUAAAACGGUGCAGCUACAGAGGAUGGUAGAUCAGAGGUCGGUGGUUUCCGACGAAAAGAAAGUUGCUGUCCUCUAUCUAGACAAUCAGGAAGAGGAGGACGAGGGACACUGGUUUUGAGACACAAACAAUCGGUUUUAAAUGGUACCUGAUUUGAUAAUAUACCAACACACAAAAGCCUGUAGUAAGUUUUAGGAGGGAGGCCCACUCUUUAUGAAAACCUCCCUUUUUUUUUACUUUCUCCAAAGAGUGCUCCAGGCAACGUCAGUUUACUUGAUAAUCUGUAAAAAGUUUCAAAUUAAUUCAUGCCUUAAAAGGUGUUGGAACUUUACUUUUGAGUUGGGACUUAUACAAAACAUCUUUGUUGUCUUAAAAGUUCCCUUUUCUGGAGUUUUCUCUCCUAGAGACGAUUUUUACCAGUUUGCACCUGGUCACAGAAAUGCCUGGCAUCUGCUUGAAACUAUAAUUAACUAUCUUUAUGUAAGAUGCCCACAUGGUAACACAUUCACAUAUUUAAGAGUACUUUGCAUGUGCUAAUAAGAAAUAGGAAACUAACCUUUUAAGGACAAAAAAACCAAUACAGUUUUCUCUUUCCAAAGUCUUUGCAAAAAGAAAUCAUAGGAAAUAAGCAGCUUGCUUACAGUAAAAAAAAAAAA